UGGUCGGAGGCAAGUUUCAGGGAAAAUGGGGAGAGGGAAAAUUGAAAUUAAGAAGAUAGAGAAUUUGAAUAAUAGGCAGGUCACCUUCUCCAAGCGACGUAAUGGAUUGCUCAAGAAGGCCAAGGAGUUGUCCGUUCUGUGUGAUGCAGAGGUUGCUGUCAUCAUUUUCUCCAGCACCGGCAAGCUUUAUGAGUUUUCCAACACAAGCAUGGAGCACACCCUUUCAAGGUACACUAAAGGAGUGGAAUUGGAUUUUACAGAGCAACCUUGUGAGGUGCCACCGGCUGAGGAGACAGAGUCUGAUGCAGACCUUCUAAGGGAUGAAAUAAGAAAGCUUCGUUUAGCAUACUUAAGAAUGAUGGGGAAGGAGCUUGAUGGAUUGAAAUUUAAAGAGCUGCAGAAGUUGGAAAAUCAACUGAGUGAAGGGAUACUAUCUGUUAAAGAAAAGAAGGAACAAUUACUUCUAGAUCAACUAGGGAGGUCAAGAUUACAGGAGCAACAAGCCAUGCUGGAGAAUGAAGCCCUGCGCAAACAAAUUGAGGAGAUGCAGAAUAAAUCAAACACAACACACUUUGUUUAUUUCAAUACCUUAGACAGCGGGUUCUGCAUCAACGAUGGUUCCAACCCCAUUUUCCAUUGUGCCUCCCAUGAAAGAGAAGACCUUUCUGACACUUCAUUGCAGUUAGGGUUGUCAACAGAAUUUGGUCGGAAGAGGAAAGCACCGAAAGUAGAAGCCGGCAACGACUCAGCCGCCAGUCAACUGGCCUCUGCAUCCCAAAACAUUCCCUAGU
Messenger RNA from Neltuma alba, 791 nucleotides. Its product is annotated as agamous-like MADS-box protein AGL18. Gene Ontology annotation, molecular function: RNA polymerase II transcription regulatory region sequence-specific DNA binding; protein dimerization activity; DNA-binding transcription factor activity. The transcript has 8 exons. Lineage: Eukaryota; Viridiplantae; Streptophyta; Magnoliopsida; Fabales; Fabaceae. The record is from RefSeq and is a predicted model, not a curated record. Gene Ontology annotation, biological process: positive regulation of transcription by RNA polymerase II. Gene Ontology annotation, cellular component: nucleus. The coding region runs from base 26 to 790 and encodes 254 amino acids.